AUGUAUCUACGUGUCGCUCAUGCAGAGGCCAAUAUCGCCCUGCUACAGGAAUUCAUCAAGCAGAAUCCCUUGGGCAUCCUGACCACUGCCAUCAAGUCGGCAGUUCAUCCAUUCAUCCAAUCCAGCCAUAUUCCGUUUAUUCUUGAUGUCCCAGAGUUGAAUGAUACGAAUAGAAACAGUACGGAUGAUGGUCUCGAGAUAUAUGGAACUCUACGGGGUCAUAUGGCCAAACAAAAUCCGCAAGCAAAAGUGUUGAUGGAGACUCUCGCUGCAACCCAGAAUGAGCAUGGAGAUGAUACGAUCAGGGAACUGCCAGAUGAAGUCCUCAUACUCUUCAAUGGGCCCCAUCAUCACUACGUGACCCCUAAAUUCUACGUCGAGACCAAACCCACCACGGGCAAGGUCGUCCCGACGUGGAAUUAUUCCGCUGUUCAAGCCUAUGGGAAGAUAAAAGUCUACUGCGACUCAAAAUCGCAAGAAACUUCCUCAUUUAUACAAAGCCAGAUUGAAGCCCUGAGUCGUCAAGCAGAAACGUCUAUCAUGGGAUACACGGGAGCGGAAAGACCCAAGGCGUGGGAAGUGUCUGACGCUCCGAAUUCAUAUGUUGAUCUCCUCAAGAAGAACAUUAUUGGAAUCGAAAUUCAGAUUCACAGGUUGGAAGGAAAGUUCAAGAUGAGUCAGGAGAUGGGUAAAAAGGACAGAGAAGGUGUCAUUCAGGGAUUCAAUAAUCUGGACAGUGACGUUGGUAGGGAUAUAGCGAAGAUGGUGAAGGAGCGGGGAGACAUGAAAGAUGCACAGAAAUAG
Messenger RNA from Talaromyces amestolkiae, 804 nucleotides. RefSeq lists its product as uncharacterized. NCBI's taxonomy places the organism in Eukaryota, Fungi, Ascomycota, Eurotiomycetes, Eurotiales, Trichocomaceae. Bases 1 to 804 code for a protein of 267 amino acids. The record is from RefSeq and is a predicted model, not a curated record. The transcript has a single exon.